AGUUUAUCACCUGCCAGGCGGUCAAUGCGGCCAUAUUUAUUUUUUAUUGAAACUAUUUUUGUUUUAUUGGACAGAACCGGAGGGAAACAAUCGCCAAACAGAUGUUCCUCAAACCCUAUAGGCCCAAGAGCAGUGCUGCUCUGAAGGGAUCCGAGAGCAAGAAGUUCCGCCAGCGCCUGGAGGCCGCCUACCCACAUGUGCCGGUGGAUCAGCUCGUGCCUGCCAAGGCGGCAGUCACCCAGCUGAAGAUCCUCACCCACGGCGGUGUCCAGAGUGUCGUCUACUGCGUGGAGAAGCAGCCGAUGUUCUUCGAGCUCGAUGGGGGCCAGCUGGUGCCCACACUCUACACACUGUGGGCCGUGCCGGACAUCCUGCCCUAUUUCACCACCCACGAGGGCGUGCUGCCCAAACUCUCCAACGGAGCGGAUCUCAUGCUGCCCGGAGUGGUGCCCCUCGGCGUGGGACUGAGCAUGUACGGGCACUACAAGAAGGGGCAGCUAAUGGCCGUCAACCUGACGAACAACAAAUCCGCCGUGGGCGUGGGCCAGUUGGCGCGCUCCAGCGACGAGCUGUACAUGUGUGGAGGGCACGGCGUGGCCGUCAAGAUGCUCCACCUUUUCGGAGACAAGCUCUGGUCCCACGAACCGAGUUUGGUGCAGCAAAUUCCGAUGGUCAAGACGAAAGCUCUCUCUGUUGACGAUUUUCCUGCACUGGGCGCGGAAACGGAAAGAAAAAAGGUCGCAACUCCCACUCCAAGUGCUCCGGUAACCUUCUCCUCGGUGGCUCAGACAGAAGAACUGGAAACGAACACGGCCGCCUUGUCGUUGGACGACCAGCAAUCCCAAGAUUCGUCGGAUGAGGAGCCCGAUGAGGACGUUUCCCCCGAAGCGAUCCUUAAAAAUGCCUUCCUCUCUGCGCUGAAGAACAAUGGAAAAAAGCUGCCACUGCCCCUGCUGACCAGUAACUUUUACCGGCUCUAUGUGGUCACGGAGGCGGCAGAGCCAAUAGACCUUAAGAAGACGCGGUAUAAAAAGCUUUCCAAUUUCCUGGCCGAGAUGGUGGACCAGGGAUUCAUUGUUGUAAGGGAGGAGAGCAAGGGAGUGGACAAGAUCAUUUCCGUCGAUCUGGAGCACCCCGAAGUGGUGAACUUUAUCACCGACGUGAAGGCGAACGAAGCGAACGGAGCGGCGUCCGAGACCCCUCUGUUCCACUCCGAGUUGAAGGAAAUGUAUGUCGUCACGGACGCAACGGCGGCCUUUUUCACGAAGCUGAACUUCAAGCGAGGCGAAGGCAUUCCAGCUGGUCAGAUCAAGAAGAUCGUGAGGGAAUACGUGAGCAAGCACGGUCUCCUAAACCCGCUGACGAAGCUGGUCCAGCCGGAUGAAACUCUCACAUCGCUUUACGGCAACCGGGAGGCGUCGCUGAGCGAGAUGUGCUCCCUGAUCACUAGCAAAAUGGAGCACUCCUACCAAAUGUGCAGUGGAAAGGACACCAGCGGCAAGCCACUUAUCCAAAUGUCGCUCGCCACGAGAUCUGGCAACAAAAAGGUCACCCUGGUGAGCAACAUCGAGGCGUACGGCAUCAUUCUGGCCGAGUUCAUAAAGCUGUGCAAGCAAGGAGCCGCCGCCAGCACCAGUGUGGUUAAGCUGCCACACCAGAAGCACGAACAGCUCCAAAUCCAAGGCAACCAGGUGCGAUUCGUGCACACGCUGCUGACCGAAACGUACAAGGUGCCGCCCAAGUGCAUCCUCGGCCUGGAGCUGGCCAAGGACGGCAAGAAGAAGCGAAAAUAGACCGGAUAAUAAAUGUAGUUCCAUCGGAAUUGUUUUUGGGUGUGU
Messenger RNA from Drosophila ananassae, 1838 nucleotides. It is a transcript of the gene eIF2D, whose product is annotated as eukaryotic translation initiation factor 2D. The record is from RefSeq and is a predicted model, not a curated record. Gene Ontology annotation, biological process: translational initiation; formation of translation preinitiation complex. The transcript is spliced from 2 exons. NCBI's taxonomy places the organism in Eukaryota, Metazoa, Arthropoda, Insecta, Diptera, Drosophilidae. Gene Ontology annotation, molecular function: translation initiation factor activity; RNA binding. Bases 102 to 1793 code for a protein of 563 amino acids.